This is a messenger RNA of Budorcas taxicolor (takin), 986 nucleotides long. It is a transcript of the gene HMGN5, whose product is annotated as high mobility group nucleosome binding domain 5. Gene Ontology annotation, molecular function: nucleosomal DNA binding. NCBI's taxonomy places the organism in Eukaryota, Metazoa, Chordata, Mammalia, Artiodactyla, Bovidae. Gene Ontology annotation, cellular component: chromatin; nucleus. The coding region runs from base 81 to 986 and encodes 301 amino acids. The transcript has 6 exons. Gene Ontology annotation, biological process: chromatin organization. The record is from RefSeq and is a predicted model, not a curated record.
GUUGCUCUCUGAGCGGUCGUGUAGAGACUGCUCUCAGCUUUUUUUCUGCUGACUGCUAAGAUCUAUAGAGAGCUGCAACAAUGCCCAAAAGAAAGGCUGCAGGUCAAGGUGAUAUGAAGCAAGAGCCAAAGAGAAGAUCAGCCAGACUGUCUGCUUUGCCUGUGCCCAUUAUACCAGAUUUGAAGCCCAAAAGAACAUCAACUCCAAGGAAAAUGAAGACCAAAAAUGAUAUGAUGGGAAAAAACACAGAUGCAAGUGCCAAAACCAUAGCUGAAACCAACAAAGAAGUUGUUAAAGAAUACAAAAAUGAAACUACUGAAAAUGGAGGGGCCAAAAUUAUAGAGGCACCAGUUCCUGAAAGAGAAAUAGAGGAAAUAAAAGAAGAAAAAAUUAAAGAUAUCAAAGAAGAAGGAGAAGAAAAGAAAGAGGCAGUGGCAAAAGAUGGAAAAGAAGAUCAAAAAGAAGAUCAAAAAGGAGAUGGAGAUCAAAAUAAGGAAGAAGUGAAAGGAAAAGAUGUAGAGGAGGACAAAGAUGGAAAAGGGAAAGAAGUUGAAAAAAAAGAUGAGGGGAGAAAAGAGAAAGAAGAAGAUGGAAAAGAGGAAGAAGACAAGAAAGAAACUGGAGAUGGAAAAGAGGGUAAAAUUAGAAAAGGGAAAGGAGAAGAUGGUAAAGAGGAAAAAGAUGAAAAAGAAAAAAGAGAGAAAAAAGAAAAUGAAGAUGGGAAAGGGAAAGGAGAAGAUGGCAAAGAAUCUGAAGAUGGAAAAGAUAAAAGAGAUGGAAAAAUGGGAGAAGCUGGAAAAAAGGAUGAAGAUAGAAAAAGGGAUGAUGGUGGAAAUGAGAAGGAAGAUGAAAAAAAGAAAGAAGGAAAAGAGAAAGAAAAUGGAAAAGAAGAUGGAGGAGAUGUAAAAGAUGAAAGCAAGGCUGAAAUUGGAAAAAUAACCAAAGGAGAAGAGGUCAAAAAAGAAGAGUCUCAGAGUAUUGCUUAA